Molecule: messenger RNA, 30764 nt
Organism: Sitodiplosis mosellana (orange wheat blossom midge)
Lineage: Eukaryota; Metazoa; Arthropoda; Insecta; Diptera; Cecidomyiidae
Gene: Mef2
Product: myocyte-specific enhancer factor 2
Exons: 11
Coding region: 21522-22907 (461 amino acids)
Biological process (GO): cell differentiation; positive regulation of transcription by RNA polymerase II
Molecular function (GO): DNA-binding transcription factor activity, RNA polymerase II-specific; RNA polymerase II cis-regulatory region sequence-specific DNA binding; protein dimerization activity
Source: RefSeq, a predicted model, not a curated record
ACAAAAGUCGUACUGUAUCGACGGCAAGCGAGCGAGCGAGUGAACGAGUGACAGCAGCAAGACGAAGAGAAGUAAUGAAAAAAGUAACAAGAAUGUGCGGCACAAAGUCGGGCCAGAGAGUGAGGGCUCUAGUACACUCAGUGUUUAAUCGAAUGUAAGGAAAGAAUGAAGAGAAAGAGCGAGAUAGAAAAAAAGAAAGAAAAAAAAACCAGAUCGUUUGAGUGUGCAAUUUAUCAAUUGACAUACAAGCAAUAUAGCCGCUAAUUUGCUAUAGUAAAUACUAGGCACAAAACAACAAUAAUGACAACAAACUCGGUACCAUUUUACUGCUUCCAGAUUCGGUUUCAAUUUGUCUCCAUUCUUUCAUCUUGUUUGAUUCUUUUUCUGUGGUUGGAUGCUUUUUGUUCGAAUGAAUCGCUUGACGAGAGUCGCAUCGAGAGAUUUUUCCUUUUGAUAAUGACGAUAUGAUAUCGACCCUUUAGAUGAUUCAAUGAUGUUGUCCCUUUUGAUAUUGCUCAUGACGUUUUUUUUCUUUUUUCAAUCCAAAUACAAGAUUUAACAAAAAUUUUGCUCACAUGAUGCCAUUCCAAAGCGUGACAUUUUACGCUUUCAAUUGCAAGAGAGCGAUCAUGCUGGUGAUAAAGGCUUUUUGGGCUAAAUUAUAUUCGGUGAGUGUUGUGAGUGCGCUUUGUGUACAUAUCAAUUGCUCACUGUGCGUUGAGUUGCGCUCUCUGUUGAGAGAGCCUAUUGGCCAACGUAAAAUAGAAAAACGUAAAAGAGACCGAAAAAAAACAAUGUCGAAAACGAAAAUCAAACAAACGCAACACACAGCCAGUAAUAAAAUUCACUUAAUGUUUUCCAUUAAAAUUCUUCGCGCCAAAUUCCGUUUGGGUUCCACACUCACACUGAAAUUCAAAUGAUCGAUGAUGAAUUCUCGUCAGUUGUAAAUUUUUCGGUUGUGUUGUCGGUUCUUAGUGUUUGGAUAAUACUCGCGCCGCGUGAAAAUUUUCCAUGGUCAAUCUGAAAAAAAAUAUGCGUAGAAAACGACCGUGCAAACGUACAUUAAUGCCGAAAAGUGAAUGAAUAUCAAUUGCGCUGAUUUUCGUUCCGCUCUGAAAAUGUUUGUGGAUUUUGUGUGUGAUUAUCGCGUAUCGUGGCAAUGUGGUAGCAACACAAAUCAACAUUGAAAUAAAUGCGCUUGAUAACAAGCGUUGUUGAAGCGUUUUUUUUUCCUUCAUCGAGCGCGAAACACAAUAGACUCAUAAUGAUCGUCAGAUGUUUGUCGUGUUGAUGCUGUUUUUCCUUCUUUUUCGCAGAAAUAAAAAACUUACCAUCAUUUGUGCGACUCCUUCUCAUGCGUGUUCUGUGUGUGUGGGUGUGAGAGAGAGAGAGCCGCACUAAAGUGCUGACACACGCGUAUAAACAAAUAGUAUAUAAUUUGGGCUUAAUGAGCAUCGUACACGGAAUGAAUUGUCACUUGAUACAAACAUCACAAUUGCCGCUCGAUUGGCUCGAUGUUAUGACUUGAGCGCCACACACAACAGUAAUUCUAUCACAACACACAACCGAGUCGCUUUUUUUCUUCAAAAAGAAAAAAUGCCAGAAAGAAAAGCCUGUGUGUUGUCACAUUGCACACGAGAAUGGCAUAGGAAGGAAGCACAAGAGGAAAAGAGCACAUGCAACGGAAAAACGGCGACCAACAACAAUACCAUGUGGGCACUCGUGUUGCGUAUGCGCAAUAGAAGCGCAUUAAGAAUGGAAAACAAUGAAAAGAAAAGAAAAUUCAAAUGAGAGUGAGAGCAAGUGAGUAAGCGACAAAGUGAAAUAGUGUGGAAAACAGAAGAAUAAGAAGAAGCACUUGUGAACGAAAGUUUUUAGUUGAAAUUGGUAGUGAAUGGUUUGUUGUUUUUUUUUCGGAAAUUCCAGUACACACUUGAAUUCCACAAGAAGCCCGACAAAACGAUUUUUCUUCACAUUUGAUUUGGUUGUGUGUUAUUUUGCCAUUUGCUCUCUGUCUCGCUCUCGACCAAUUUUUCCCGUCGACCGUCGAGCGACCAUUUACCAAUUUUUCGAUCCGUUUCGUUCGGUGUGUUGUUGUGUGUGUGUGUGUUUCGUUUUUUUUUUCUCUUCUUCACUCUCUCUCGUGUGUGGUACACACAGUCAGUUAAUCAUUUUCGGUGGACGAAACAAGGCUGUAUCAACUUUGGCCCAGAAUAUAAAUUUUAUUUUUUAUUUCUCUCUCACACUCUGUUAUCCGAAAUCAACGAACAGAAACAACAACAACAAAAGUUAAAUGAGAUUUUUUUUUUCUGUUUAAGCCGUAUUAAAAAGUGAUAAAGCGCGAACAGAAAGAAAGGAAAGAAGAAAAAAAACAGUAAAACUUAAGGUGAUUUUGUCAAAGCUAAAAAAAUUGAAUGUCAAAAGACAAACACACACACAAACACCGAGAAGUGUUUGAAUUGAUUUGACUCUUGUUUAUUGCAAUUUGGUGAGCUUUUGCCCCCGAAAAAAAAAAACAAUAACAAAAACAAGAGUAAAGACAAGUCAAAGAAGAAAAUAAAAAGCGCCUUACAAACGCGAGACAGUUUUGUGUUUUUUUUUCUUCUGGUGUGUGAUAUUGGUUGCGCUUACACGGUGUGUUGCAGAAUUCGAGAGAGAAAGCGAACGAGCGAGCGAGAGAGAGCUUGAGUGUAUGUUCGAGUGUGACAUUGACGCUUUUGCUUCAGAGGUAAGAAAUCAAUGGACUUUAUCGCAAUUUCAUCAUAUUUAAUGGCCUAUAAUCAGGCAUUGUUGUGCGUUUUUUUCUCCUCUGUUUUGCCAAUCUACCGAAAAACGAUGAACACAAUUGAAUCUCUAUAGUUUCACUAUGACGUUGGCCGUUUCUAUCGUGCGCGCGGAUUCCCGCAUUCUCCCGCCGCUACCCGAUAGUGAAAUAAACGAUUGCGAUGGUGGUUUUUUUCCCUUUUCUUAUUCCCUUCCCUUCCCAGUGUGUGGGCAUAAGAAAGGAAUUUUUUUUUCGUUCUUUCUCGCGAUUCGCUAAUAAUCACAAAAUCCGAGACUGUGUGAUAACAGCAGGCGAAUAUCAUUUGAUAUGUACGUUUUCCUUUUCGUGAAACUUUGGAUACUUUGCAAUUUAAUGUGAAUAAUUCCUGUGCGAAGUCGUAAUUCGUCGACGUUUCGGUCAUUCGUUUGCAUGGAAAUACGAUGAUUUGAAGAAAAAAAAAUCGAUACAAAUCGCAGAUUCGAGAGACCAUUUUACGAUUUUCACAGAGAGUCCAUGGGUUUCUCUUGGUCAGUGUGUGAAAAAUUCCGUCGUUGUUUUUAGAUUACUUUGUAAGACUUUUUGACUUUGUUUAAUAAUAAUAAGAAGAAGCUUCGAAUAAGAACCAAAAAGAAGCAUUCAGUUAGGAGACGACGGACAAAAAAAAACGAACGGAAAAACGUCAAAUUCGGUUUGCAUCAUAUUAGUAUUCAUUUUUCAUGUACUUGUUGCUUGUUUUGUCAAUUGUUAAGAGAGAAUAGUGGCUCACGCGCGCACUCACACUUACACACAUUCAUACCGAUUCUCCUGACUCUCUCUCUCUUUCUCGCACACACACACACAUCGGCAUCGGGGGGCACUUUCAUCCAUUCCAUGCUGUCUGUCUGUGUGUGUGUGUGUUGGCAUGUGUACAAUUCCGGGCUGUGUGGUAGUUUGUGUGCGUGUACGUCAUGAUUUCAUGUGUUCUGGUUCUUCGUGUUGUUGUUCUGAUGAGCGAGCGCUUUCAUUCUAGUUGUCAUACAUAUUUCUGUGUUGUUGUUGUACUGUGCGAUUCGAUUCCUGUUCUUUGGCAUAAGCGAUUUACGGCUCCUUAUGCACGCGAACCAUUUGAAUCCAUGCUCACACACAAUGAUCUCGGAGCGCGAAACAAACUUUUGUUGCUUUAUAAGCUUCAUAUUUUUCGCGUUCCAUUCUCCAAUUGUAAAUGGAAAUGGCAGAAAAGAAUAAGUACCUUUUUUUCCUGUGUACUUCUUUUCUGUUUUUGCUUAUUCUGUUUGUAUAUUUCUAUUUGGAUAGAAAAUGUGGCGUUUAUAAGCUAAUCGAGAGAGAGAGAGAGGGAGAGAGAGAGAGCUUCUGACACCGUGUAUGCGAAUUGUGUGCUGUUUGCAGAGCAGCAACAACAAUAAUCACACAGAACAGAACAGAAAAAAACUCUGCGAGUAAAGAAAUGAAACAGAAACAAAAACACUUAUUCAGUGGGCAUUUAAUUCAAUUCUUUUUCCUGCUCCGGCGAAUAUAUGCAUACAAACACACACUCAUACGUUCCAUCGUUUUUAAAUACAUGGGGCUUACACGUACAUCGCGCAAAACACUCACUGGAACAUUGUUUAGCCAAUCUGUUUUUCUGUGUGUGACAAUGUGUUUGUGCUUUUUCAAGGUCGAUCGCUUGCUUUACGACACGAUAAUUACAUGUAUACAUAAUAAAAAAAAAAAAUAUAUACACAGCAAAUAAGCGCGCACAAAGAAGCGAACGAGCGAGCGAGUGAGCGCACGAAACCGCCGUUUAGUAAAAAAGCAGGCAGUGGCAGUGAAUGAGCGCGCAAAAAAAACUCUAAUUGGUGAAAGAGUGAGGGAGAAAGAAACACACACACACACACACUAUAUAUAGUGUAAAGUGAUGAUAUCGCCUGUGCCCGCGAAUCGACAUGAAGAAGGCAAAAUACAGCAAACAUCGUCGUCGUCGUUGUUAAAAAAAAAUGUGAAUCUUGUUGUCGCGCACGAUUAUUAUUACUUAUUGUUGUUGUUGGCGUUGCCAUUCAUUCCUCCAUAUUAUAUAUUUUGUGCAAUUUUUGUGUUUUCUGAUGCCGUUGUGUGUUAUUCUCUUCUCUGUUGUUGUUGUUUUUUUUGCGCCACUGCUGCUGCCUUUCGCUUCAUUUCAUUUUAUUAUAUAUUUUUAUUUAUCAUGCAAAGACUUGUUCGACACUUCGUGUUUUGUUAUUAUUCAUGUAAAUGCGUUCUCGUCACUCAAGCUUUUUUACUUUUAUUAUUAUUUUUUUUUUUGCACUCUGCUGUUGCUGCCGUCACUGCUGCUGCUGCCGUAGCAAGAGAGUUGCACUUCAAAUUUCCUUUUAACUGACUGCAUGAUUUGUUUCUUCUUCGUUUCGUCUAGAAUAAAUUGAAAACCAUCAACUUGUUUUGCCUUAUUUAUUGUGCGCUUUUUUUUCUUUUCACUAUAAAAUUCUAUGCAUUGCAUUGUGUAACCGGCUUAUGUGAAUGAAUUGCUAGCUCACUGAUACUUGUCUCUAUGUUUGCCGUUCUUUUUUUUUCGUCGUCGCUGCUGUUAACGUUAUUCGAAUCGGUGUGUUUUGCUAUUUUCUUUCGGUCAGUCGAUCUGAAGUAAUAAUAGUAAUAAAAAGCGAAACCUUAUCACUUGACUCACGAAACUCGCUUUCUCUUUCCUGGAUUCUCGCAAUGGUUUUGCUCGUUCUCACUCACUCACUCACUCCCGUGCUCGCCGUGUAUGUCAAACAACCCCGAUAAUCAGCAUGUAUCAAGCGAGCCCCGAGCCAAGCUCUGAUUUAACCAAAUCAUCAUCCAAAUGCUCAUGUCAUAUUUCGUAUGUGCAAUUGUUCUGUUGGUGUGCUGAUCACUUGCUCGUGUUUCUUCACAUCAGGUUUGCUCCCUAAUUAGGUCUCGCUCUCUCUCACGGUCCCAUUGUCGCUUUUUAUUGAUUUGAAUUAUAGCGAAUUAGGCGAAUAUGGAGAGUAUACGGCGAACUUUAGUGUUGCAUUUCAUAUGCAUCGCUCGCUCACAAUCUGAGACAACGAUGAGCUCUUUACCCGAUGAGCUCUUUACCCGUUGACCCUAUAUCUCGUUACCUUUGCCUCUGAUAUGUGCUGCAUUUACACCUCUCGCUCUCUCCUUUUGCCUUUCUGCUCUUCUGCUCUUCUAUCUUUCAGUAGAACCGACAUCAUAGUACCGAUACAGUGUGUGAUAGAUCACUUAAUCAAAGGUAUUUGACGAUUUUUACCCGCAUGAACAAACAUCGCCGCAAAUUGAGUCAAAGUGUCAAAUAUUUUGAAUGAUUCGAUGUACUCGCGUGACAUCAUUAUUGACACCGAAAUUCCACCUGUGACACAAAAUAUGCCGUUCGUGUUCUUUGCUAGAUUCCCAUCAUUUUUCCCAUCCUAUUUUGCGCUCUUCAGUUCGUUGAGAACACUUGACAAAACGGUGAAUGGAACCAAAAAAAAGAGAUGUGUCAGUCCGAAAGAAAAAAAAAAAAACAAUCAUCGGCAUGCAUGAUUUACUCGAUGAUCGGCUUUUGUCAUUUGUCGCACAUUUUCUCACUGCUGCCGUCAUCACCGCUCUUCCCCCGGCCUCACGAACAACAACAAAAAUACAUAUCGAAUGUCCAAAAUAGCAUUUGAUGUGUGCAACAUAUCUGCCAAAAAGAGACCAAAAACGCGGACACAAAAAACCUGUGAUGCUAUAAGCCAACGUGUGUAUUUCUGCCCAACGGCAAUCAGAAGCAACAAUGACAACAACAAAAAGUUUAUGCCAACGCGAUGAAUAAUUCAAAAGACAUAAUCAAUGUUAUGGUCUUGUUGGAAAAAGCAAUGGUUAAAUACGAUGAGCUGUUCAAAUUACUCAACACAUUUGGCAUCUGUGAAUUGGGGUUUUGUUGUUGGUUUUGCGCUCUUCUUCUGCCCAUUUUUCGCUCUUCUUUCUCUUCCCUAUUUUUUGUAUCUCAUUUUUUUGAUCUUUAUCUCUUAUUUUCGGUGUAUUUCUCUCAAUUUUGCUCAUUUUUCCCUCUCUAGCCUUCUCUCUAGCUAGUUCAUUUAGCGGAAACGGUUGAAUGCAAAUCGAAUUUGUGUCAAAAAAUUUGCCAGCAAACUUGAUAAUCGUCCCAACUCGACAUCGAUACUUUUCAUUAGUAUCAUACUGCUGACUGAUUUGUCAUUUCUCUCGAUACACACUCAAUCGCGUGUUCUUCAUUGUUCAUUCUCUCGGUUUUUUUUGUUGUUGUUGUUGUCUCUUGAUCACGAUGUGAAUUUUAUCUAUCAAAAGACAAUUAAGAACUGUUCAACUCAGCGUAUAUUUUUUAUUAUGGCUAUCAAAAAGUGCGCUAAUAGAUUUUUGUUUGAUUUCACGCGCUGUUUGCAAAAUAAAUCCUAAAAAUAGUAGUUUGGAUCUAAAAAUAGCGCAAAAUUUCGUUGAUACUCAAUUAAUAAGUCAUUUGAUAAAUGUGUGAUUUAAGAUUAACUAAUUGGACCAGGUCAAUAGUAUGUCUGUUUUUUUUUUCUUCUCUUCAUGAGAGCUUUUGCAUCAACAGUCAGCGUGUUCAUCGUGAUUUCACUGGCGAAGGGCAGACACAUUCAUAUUGGUUGUUGUUGUUUUUUUCGGCCAGUUAACAUUCAACACAACGGUCAUGCUACUUGUUUUACUGAUACUGGUUUCUUUGCAUGCAUAUUUACACACACACACACACACACAUCGAAAAAAAGACCUGAAAAAUUUCCACUCAGAUUCAAAGCGAAAAACAAAAUCUUUGACCACAAAACAAAAAGCCAUAGCUAUCAAAAAAAAAAAUAAGAUGAAAAACGAUGGUAAUUUGGCGAUGGAUUUUGUGUUUCGUCUUGAAUUGUUUCUUCUUUUUGAAGAAAGCACCUUUCAAUCGGAAUCGAAUCAAUGGAAUCGGAACAAAAAAUGAUUUAAGAUGAUCGCACCAGGGAAAACUAGAACAACGCCGAUUACAGCGGUCUUUUGAUUUUGCAUAGUGUGAAAUGAGAUUUUUAUUCGCGCGCGCUUACACAAGCGCUCUCUUUCUCUGUUUUCGGUGGCGAUUAAGGCAACAACAAAAUUUGAUUGAACAGAUCAUAAUGUUGUCAAACCUGUUCCGCAAAAUCGUUAUAACUACAUUGACGACGCAGAAAAAAAAAGCAGGAAAAAAAACCAAUCUCGCAAGUCACAAAACACAGCGAAGACAGAAGGAAAAAAAUAAAUAAAUAAAACAACAAUGACAGCAGCAAUCGCAGUCAUCGUCGUCGUCGACGGGAAUAUGAAUAUGAGAAAAAAACGGCUGCGCGCAUGGAACGCACAUCAACCAUAAAAUACAGGUUGUAAGUUCAUAAUAUUUACAUAAAUCGUGAAUUAAUUAAAAUGAUCGGAGAGAAAUCCAAGAGGAGACAGAGACAGAGAAAGAACAUAGGUCCGGCAAGAGUAUCGGAGAGAAACGAUGCGGCGAUCGAUGAGCUGGACGCGCUACCGAUGAGAUAGUGAACGAAUAAGAGAGAAGGGAACAGGAGAAUGGGACAUAAUAUACAGCAAAAGACCUGUCGCGCUAAAUAACUUCGAAAGAAGCAAAAAAAAAACACUCCAAAAUGCUCUCAAGAAAAGUAAAAAAAAAACGAGUGCGAUUUCAACCGAAAAUACACAAUGCAUGUCUCAAAAUACUACAUUGCGUAUUUGUAUACAACUUUUCUAGUCCGUCACAAUCGUAUAUAAUAAUUUCGAGUGUACACACCGACAACCGAACUACACAAAACGCAAUAUCCAAAAAUAACAAGAUUGGUAUAAAUUUAAACGAAGCGUUCAUUUUUUUUAUUAUAAGUUCACCCUGUUCGACAUUUCAUUCCGUUGAAAGUAACAGCGACCUAUUUGAUGACGGCAAAUACGAUUGUACGACGACGACAACGACAACAACGACAACAACGACAACAAGAACAACAACAACAAGAACAACAACACAUUAGCCGAAAUAAAGAAGAAGAAGGAAAGAAUUAAAAUAUAGCAAGUCGCAUAUUUUUAGAUUGUUCAGGUGUUGCUUUUCAUAUACGUGUGACCAAAAAAAAAAAGAGUAAACAGUAAUGACGACGAUGAUGAUGAUAAUAUAAUAGGCUUAUAAUAUGAUUGUUGUGAAUUGGAUGUGGUGCGCAUCAAUGAAGAGCAUACAGAUAUAUCGCUAGUGACUGGCAAACACACGAAAUUGUCGCUUUCAAUCGGCAUUGUUUUUGGUUGAGAGAGCAUGAGAUUGAUAGAGGCGCUGGAGCGACUUGAGAUGUUGUGUGUGUGCGUUCGUUUGCUUUGAUUGUAUGCAUGUCAUGUGUCAAUUGUGUGUCGAUUCGUUUCGUCCGUUUGGUCUCGCGCGCGCGUCUAUCUCUCACGCACGAAAUCAAUGUUUGACCAACUAAUCAAUUUACGAUCAUAUUAAUUUCCAUUGUUUCAAUUGAAACGGACAGUCUGUGCUCAGUUCGACUCAAUUUAUUUGAUUUAGCUGUGCCGAAUUUUUUCGGUUGCUUUGGUGGAAACGCUGGUGAGACAACGACCACAGUGGUGGCAGAGAUGAUGAGAAAUGUGGCACAGAGUGUCAGCCAGUGCCGACAGCCAUGAUGGACGACCUGUUCACACUGCUUCCGAUCAUUUCAACAGCCAGUCAAUGUAAUCACACAAUUUUCGGUCCACACGCAAUUUUCUUCACCUCACCGGGCUGGGCUGGGCUGGGCUGUGUGUAUGUUUUCCAUCGGAUGAUGCUGAAAUCAAAAUUUAUAUCCAAACUCAAAAAAUAGCAUCGAACGACAAAUAAAGAUAUAUUUGUUUAUAUUUCAUUUUAUAUAUCGGGUGGAUAAAUGCUAUUUUUGGCCAUUGUCGUUGUUGCCAUUGCCACACAGUGUCGCUUUGUCUCGUUGUCAGGUUACUCUCACUCUCGUUUUUCAACCUCACUCGCCUCUUGGCCACACUCUUAUUUGCGUUGAUUUGCAAUGCGUGACAAAUGAAUAAAAUUAUGCGUGUGUGUGUGUAUGUGAGUUUUUUUUUUGGCUUCGUUCGGGUAGAAUGAAUGACAUUUCGUGUUUCGCAUAUUUUUUUUAUCUCUGGAAAUUAAUGCAUGAAAACGUGUGGUCAAAGAUGCUCAGACUUAUUAUUUCCAUGUUUGCUCGAAAUGUCAUGCACAUGAAGAGAAAUGCUCGAUUUUUUCGUGUCGACAGUCGAAACGUCGAUUGAAAACAUUGAAAUGAACAAUUUUCUUUCGACAUGCAAAGAUGCACUCAAAAUGACCGAAAAUAAUUGAAUAUGAACACUGAAUAGUCAGUGGUGAAACGGGGAUCAAGGGUGCGAGCGUGGGAUCGAAGGAGAAGGAAAGAGAGAGGCCUAGAGAGGGAGAAUGAAAGAAAGAAAUCGAGUGUCCAAAAAUGAAAAUUCUGAAUUCAGUCACACCGAAGGUAUUUUAGUGUGGUGGAAAAUAUGUGGGUCGAUGGCAUCGAUGGCGAUAUGUCGAUGAAAAUAUGACGAUUUUCGUUUGCGGAAAAUCAGAUUUGUUUCGCUUCGACAAAUUAUCGAAUCAUUCGUCGGUUGAAAUCGGCAUGUGCUAUUUUUCAUCAUAGUCAUUGGAAUGAUUGACACUUGUUUACCUUGUGUACUUCUCCAUGUUUGUUGAUAUGCUGAGAUCAAAUAUACACCAAUUUCCGGGGCUCUGUCUUAGGCCUUUUGAAUGGCAACCGUUGUUUGAUGCAGUGUGUCGGCUUAUUAGAUAUAGUAUGUUCGACGAGUGCUUGUAUCUCAUCAACACUAAUCGGAGCUUACCAUCUCCGCGAAUAUGACGCAUUCAUCAAAGCGAAGGAGGCGUUCGUUUCCAUUUCGAUAAACAAAAUCAAAGGCAUUUUCAUGAUUAUUCAUUUUCAAGUUGAAAAUUCCAACUUAUUUUCAACUUGUGUGCGUUUACAUCAAUUUUCAUACGAAAAAAAAAAACCGGAAAAUAUUCCCUACCCAUUUUCUUUGCACUACGAACAGGCAUAUGAUGCUGAGACAUUCGAGCCUGUUGGCGAUCUUAACGACGGGCCAACCCAUUUGUUCGGCAAGUGAAACAACAAUAUUUUAUUUGGGUGUUGAUUUCCAAUUAAAAUAACUCCAAGGCACUGGAAAGAAUAAAAAAAAUAAAUAGCCGCACCGAAUUAGAAACCAGCACGAGUUUUACCUUGAAAAAUGCUCGCAAGACAGAGUUUUUUUUUCUCUCAAAACUCAACGCGAUGGAGAAUUUUCAAAUGAAAUCGAGACGCAAAUGAGAGAGAUAGACUCAGGAUAGUAUCCUUAACCAUGGAAAUAGGAAAAAUGCGUCAAAUUUCACCGUGAAAAUUGGAACGAAAAUUCGGGUCGGUUGCGCCUGUGAUAAAUGUCGAACGAAAUAAAUUGCGUACUUGCUUUGGGUUCAGUCGACACCGUCACAGCGAUGAACGAUUACAGUUACAUGUACACAUUUUAAUUCCGUUUCAAGCCUGCCUUGUUGUGCCCAUUCCUCCGUGCUGUUCAUGAUUUUUGUUGGUGUUGUUGUGGUGGUCCGAUGGACGUCAUUACAUUUCUAUUUCUGCUGUGCAUCCCAUUUGGUGGGUUUAGCCGAAGCUCAUCCCGGCCGACCGAUCGAAAUGGUCGUGUGCGUUCGACGGUUUGUUUCACUUCUCUCCGUUUAUGCGUUAUAUAUGUGUGUGUGUGUGUGUGUGUGUGUGUGUGCAUGUCGUUUUCGAUUCUUUUCUUGUUUGUUUUGUUUUCCCUCUAUCGAUAUGUUGUUGUACGUUGUUUUUCUUUUUUCGGUUUUGUUCACAUUCAAUCAAUAUUACGUGGAAUAUUCAACAAUCAGCGUCAAAUGAUGACUCGGUGUCAGAGUGCUUGACAAGUGAAUAAAUAUUUAUCAAGCAAAUAAAUAUAAAGUACUUUCUACUACACUCUUUUCGGUUCUGUUGUGGCCCUUUUACUGCGCUUUUUUUCUCUUCUUCUUGUUCUAGUUCGCCCUCGGUUUUUUUUCCCUAUUUCUAUUCAUUUGCCUUCUUACUACUUGCGACCCUUGUGUCGAUUCAAAGCCGAAACAAUUAUAACUUACGGACCGUAACUUACGAUGUAAAAGGCACAAGCUCAUUUGCAAUUGUCAAUCAUUUCUGGUGCAUCUGAAGCUCAAUCGAUGUGCACCAAGAAAAAGCCCCUCAUCAUCCGCUCAUCUGAUCGCUGUGUGGAAAUUCCAACGCAUAUUCUGCGUACAGCUCAACUCUGACUGUGAUGUUUGUAUGCAACUGGGUGCGCGCACCAUAAUUGAAUUUGUGCGUGGGAUGAAUGCUUCGUGACAGAUACGCAACAACUCAACUUCGAUACGGGUUGUGACUGAAGGGUUGGCACACACGUACAUACACAUAAACACACUUUUUGCGCACUUGUUGCCUGACACUGAGCAUUACAAAUGACCCUGCGUGAGAUUGUUUUCAUUGGUUAUUGUUUCAGACAAUGUAAAUAUCGCAUCUUCGACAGCAGAGAAAAAAAACCGAGCUGUGUGUGCUCGCGUGCGACAGCAUGAGAGAGAUGGAGAGAGAACAAGAGUGAAAAAGAACGAGAAAGGGAGGAGAAAGAGAUGGGAAGAUGGCGAGAGAGACAGCAAACGGACAGCAUUUCGAAUUAGAAGACAAUUGAUAAAGCAUAUAUAACAAAUUGAAAGGGAAAACACACGUGAAUGUCAAUGGAAAUUUCCACACUCACAAAUCGAGCGAUAAUUGAACAUUAAAUUCGGACUUUUAUGCUCGCUCUUUGAUAUGUCUGCCCGUAUUUGCAAACAUCGCAAAUGCUCAUGACUCAUCUCAUCGGCGAUGCGGCAUCGCACAACUUUCAACUGAUAAAUAUGCACGAAUUUCGUUCGAUUCGAAAAGAACAAACGACGUUUGUCAAACGUGUUAUUUUCGGUCUGCAAGAAGUUUUAUUUUAAUUCAUUCGACCAACAAAAGUUGUGUUCUAUGCCUGUCAUUUAGUGGAAUUUCACAUUCCAGACAUACAGCAACUAAGUGACCGAAUAAUCAGUUGUUCGGAGUUUUAAGCCUUGAGUUGUAAAAUUGAAUUUAGUUUAUUUGAAUUGUAACAUGUACAUAAAAAAAAAAACCAUCAGCAUGGUAAAUGAGGUGACACACGAAUGCAUUUGCUCUAAACGAACUUCUAAUUGACCACCGCCAAUACGAAAUUACAUUUGCCAUACAUUUUAACAACUUCAUUGCUCGUCCGGUUCUCACUCACUCGCUUCUCUCUCUCUCUGUUUCUCUGUCUCUCUUUUUCUAUCUAUCUAUCGCUCCCUCUUUCUUCCUCUCUCUCUCGCCUUCUUUUCCACUUGCCCUUUGGUUUGAUCGCUCUCACUCGCCCCUUUCUCCAUAUCACUUCAACAAAUCUACCGUAUCUUAUUGAAGGGUAAUCCAAUUUAAUCAACAUUCAGCAUAAAUAACCACAUAUACACACAAUCCAAAAUCAAAUGAAAAUUAUUCACAUCGAAUUGCCACAACCGAUAUAUAUUUAUAGCCGAUGGAAUGGUCUGAAAUCCAUAUGAAAUGAAUAUGCUCAAGCAUUUAUUGUUUCGCAUAGAAUCAAUUGCGUCAUCGACCUACUAUUCAAAAAUCAGUUGUUUGGGUUUGUUAUUACGGUUUUGAAAUGGUUUUGCUUUGGCUUUUUUCCACACACUAUCAACGCAUACACACAGAAACCAUCACUUUGAAAAGGAUACCUUUUAUCGAUGAUGUCAUUUUUUUUGGUCAUUUCGACUUUGAUUCCAGUCCUCGUAUGUCAGUCUACCUGUUUUGUUUCUUUUUCUGUAAAAACUUUGAUUCGUUUCUCCCAUUGGACUAUAACUCGACCCUUAACAUGGUUAAUUUUACUUUGAUAUACACGAAAAUAGCAUUGAUCGAAGGAAGAAAUACAUUUCGAAAGUAGAAAUGAUUUCUCAUCUUCAAAAUAAUGGUUAUUUCCUGGAGUGGUUUCGGCCAAAUGCCAAGGCCAGGUAAAACAAUGCCGAUAAAACGACACAGAAUAUGAAUCUAACAGAUGGAAACAAUCGAAUGAAACACAUGUUUCGGUUGAAAAAAAAAUGCAUUCAGACAAUUUGAAAAGUGCGCAAUUAUUGGGCGUCAAUUAAGAGUUCGUUAACACUUUCCACGAGACUUUUCGCGAAAGCACGUACAAUGAAUGCAAAGGUUGUAGCCAAAUCAAGUUCACGUUAAUUCAAUUAAUUCGAACAUUCUUCUGUGCUGCAAAAUGCACCACAUUCGCCCAUUAUUUUCGUGGAAAUACACGUAACGGAGGUUUUUCGCGCGAAAUUUUUUCGAAUAAUUCGAACGAUUCUUCGGAAAAAAUUCACGUGGAUCGAUUGAAGAGGUGAUGCAAAAGUGAUUAUAUUUUCAAUGAUGUAUGUAUUGACAUCCAACGAUGAAUCUAAUGCAUCCAUUUUUACGCAUGAUCUAGGUUGUUUCAAUUGGAGCGAAAUAUCAAAGAAGACUGUGACUGAGUAGACUGAUGGAACGUUUGUAAUACGUAGAUUUAACAUCUUUCAUGGCAAAAGAAUCGAUUUUCAAAUGAAAUCUUAUAUUUAGAAAAGGAUCGAUUUCCAAAAUUAAUGAAUGAAAGAACCACGAAAAAAUGUUCAAACAUGUUUACAAAAACUUUUGGGCUUGAACCAUGGAUUAUUUUAAUGGUCCGUUCUAUAUGGCAAAAUUCUAUUGUAUGUGUUAUUUUGCCAUAUAGAACGGACCAUUCAAAUAAUCCAUGGCUUGAACAAAAUUUUAUUAAUAUUGUUUAAAAAGCUGAUUGCCUUACGGCAUCUGAUCUGUUUCGUGAUAAUGAUGGCCUCAAAUCCUCUCUAACCACAUUUCUUCUCUCACACACUCUAUCGAAAGCCAGGUCUUGAUAAACCCAGGUCUUGAUUUUUAUCCCGAGAAAAAAAAAAUCCCCAAAAAAUGACUAAAAAAAUGCAGUACAACUAAACUGAGCUUCGGCUUCAAUAGAGAUAAAAUCAUGACUUGAUUGGUACAAAAUCAAAUGAAUUCACCGGUGAAAGCCGUCACAUUGAUUGAUAAAACGGGUAAGUUUGAUUUGAAAAGUUAGCAAAAAAAAAACUCUUCAAUAAAAGUUGUUACCACAAUAAAGUGUCUUCAUUUGAUUGGCGUUUUCAUGUCCAAACCUUAUUCGUGAAUUGUAAUGAAAACGCUAUUUGUUUGAAAGAAUUUCAACUAUUCCGUUUAUAAAAUGCAUAAAAUAAUUAUAAUAAAUGCAACUUGUUUGCCAUUGCGCUCUCUUCUCUCUGUUCUCGCUAGUUCCAUUGAAGCGGAAAUCAGUUCGUGUCGGCUGCAAUUGUUGCAAAAACGUGUCGAGAGUAUUAUUCAAUUUACGUCACAUCAAGAUAUGGGCGAUAAUGUUUGACUACACCGUAUUUGUGGAAUAAAUACAGAAACACACAAUUGGAAUUGGAAUGUGUGCAUCAUGAAAAUAGCAAUUAAAAGUUUGCGUUGAAAAAAACCAUUGUCCUUAAAUAAGCGCAUUUCAACUGAUUUUUAGUGGAUUACGAUUCGGAUUAUUUCCCGUUAGCUUGGCAACUGCAGUUCGUGCUGCACCUAUGAAUUCAGGCAAACCAACCUAUGACGACGGUAAAAUGGGGCAUCAAAACCCAGAAAAAUCAUUGAAGAGUGAAAUUAAUUAGUCAAAGACGAUCAAUCGUACACGAAAGUGUUGUGGUCCAUAUAAAAAGUUUGAUAACAUCAUUGAAUGCAAUCGAUUGGUGACACGAACGAUUGCACGCUCCACAAACGAAAAAUGCAAACACCGCCGAUAAAAUUGACUGGAUCUAGAAAAAAAGUUGAAUACAUUACACGAGACACUAAACACAUUUAAUUUGUAUUGGUGCUUCCCCUCUCGUCCAAAUCGAUAAUAAUAAUAAUGAGUGUGGAAAAGUGUGGCUGUGAUUGUCCAUAAUACCUAUGGCACUGCUACUUGAUAUACAUCAAAAACCGAUUUUAUUUAUCGGUAUUCGCCUGGAAACGGUGCUAUUUAUUCAUUUAUAUUUGAAUGAGAAGGAGAAAUAAGAAAUAACAUAUAGUAUAAAAGGUUUCAAUAACGUCAGUUUUACUAAAUAGACCCUUUGGAUGUAAUUUUCCUCAUUAAAUGCUGAUUAGCCGUGAUUGCGUCUCUCUGUCACUUGCAACGGCAAAAACUUGUUUCGUUUUUUCUGUGAUUUGUGGAAAAAGUUGAUUUUAAUUGGUUUCGGUGACUGCAUCUGAGCAAUUGUUCUAGGUGAUGAUUUGAAAGCCAUCCAGGGCAUUUUUACCGUUCUGAAAUGUGAUGAUACAAUUGAUACGUAAAUUCGAUUUCACCUUUUUUGAAUCGAUGAUUGUGCUGGCUAACGCUAAGCCAAAUCAACUAAAUAUUGUGCUUUUUGUUAAGUACAAUGUUCGUUAUUCUGCUGUUCGUUCAAGCUAGAUAGCUGAAUGGAAGAUCCUUUGAAAAAAAGAAGAAGAAGGGUAUUGGUUUCGGACAUCAGGGUGGUUGGUAUAGGAUUUUUUUUGUAUGUGUGUGUUUCGAUCUAGAAUAGAAUGUCAAAUUUUCUAUCUUUUGUACUGUUUGACUUGGCCUGGCUUGGUCAACUUGGCUGGAAGCACAACGAAUCAAAACAACAAUGAGAAAUCAUAGCAACGGAAAAACGACAGAAGCAGAAAUCAAUACACAACAAAAUAACGAUUCAAAUGCACGGAGGCCAAUAGAAAGAAGCUCUCUCUCUCUCUCUCUCUCGCUCUCCUGCAAACGAACGAAUGCGAAGGAAUGAGCGAGCGAGCAAGCAAGAGAGUGAACGAGAUAGUGAACGAGUGAGCGAAAACAUGAACGAGAGACAGAGAGAGAGCGAACAGGUGAGAGCAUAAGCUCGUGUGUGCCUCACUCUCUUUCGCCUGUUCACGUGUAUGGCCCCGAUAUGCGACUUCGUCGUUGUUGUCGUUUGUUGAAACAAAACGAUGAAUGGUAUAUUCAAUCCUCGUCCACAUCCGUAUCGCGCGCGUUGUUGAAUAUAAUUGUUCUACAUGUGUCUGUGUGUGGCUGUGCUGCAAAGACGAAGCAGGCAGAAGCACCUGCAGUAUCGUUUUCGACAUUCAUCAUUCUCAUAUCAUAGCGCACACGAACGGAAUCGAUUCACACUCGAUUCGAGUUGGCUCGUGUGUAUCAAUGCUGUAUGAUGUUUACUAUAUAGCUCUGUGUAUGUUUUGUAUAUAUAGCGGUUUACAUUUUUACUUCUUCUUCUUCUUCUUUUUUGGUAUGAAAGCCGUGUUGCUGUUGCUGUUGUUGUUAUAGACAUCCAUGUUGAAGGUCGUGCGUGUGUUGCUCCAGCAACAUGCCUGAUGACGUAAAUUCAAUUGUGGAAAAACAUUCCCUGUCUUCGAUGUUGCUUUUUUUUUCAUUUGCCAGGCAGCAAAAAAAAAACCAUACACAUACACCGAGAGAGUGAGCGAGGAAUUAUUGCCAUUAAAAUGCGAUAUCGCAACCGUGGAGCAAAGUAAUAUGAAACGCUGGGCUCUGUUGAUUUGAAUGUGUCGAUGACGGUUAUGGUGGUAGUGGUGGUGAUGGUGUUGUUUCAUUUUUAUGUGCCCAUGGUACGUGGUAUUUUUGUCCUCGAUGUGCUUACUUAAAUACCUGCAAAAUAUGUGAGCUGUUACUUUUUACUUUGUGCGAGAAAAUUGAGCGCAAUACACGCGGCUAUAUCUGAAUUGCCACGGAAAUUAUUAUUAUUCGCAGCGAGAAAGAGAGACGGAGAAGGAGGGGGGGUAGCGAGAAAAAAGUGAAUUAUAAUCAAGUAGCAACAGAGAACAUUUUCUUCGGUGUCAACACUCGAAUUGCAGUGAUCAAAACCAGAAUUUGCUUAUGCAAUGGCAAUGGCCUAAGAUUGAGCAUUUGCAUUCAGUCAAACAUAUUUAUUUCCCACAAUAAAUUCGACAUACACAUACGCACACGCAUACACUCAGUUUUCCCCAUUGAAUCGCUAAUUGCCCAAAUGAUCUGAACCAAUAAAAGCAACAACCGCAUAUUCUGCGGUGCGUUUUGUUAUCACACGAAUUAAGCUGCUCCAUAAAAAAUGUUAUCACGUUUGUGGCUUUUUUUUCGUCGUCGUCUUCACCUCUCUUUCUGCAAUGUUGACUUCUUGUUAAAUGAGGCGGUGAUUCAACAAGAAAAAAAGAAACACGGCUCGGUAUGCAUCGUCAUCCGUUCCAUCGUAAAUUAUAUCCAGUUUUAAUUGGGCGCUUUUAAAGCAUUUUGGAUGAUUAUAAAUGCCAUAAAUGACAUCAUCAGUCAUGGAAUUGAUCACUGAAUGUACUUGGUUUUGAGCGCACGAAUGAGCAAACGAACAAAAAAGAUUUGACUGAAUGAAAGAUGGUACAAACUGAAGAUUAAGAUGCAAAGAGAGCGUCUUGUUGGCAAUUCGACCGUUUGAAACACUGACUUCCUUUAUUGGUAUCUAUGUUUGUUGUUGUUGUCGUCGUCGUCAUUUUUUGUUUCAUGCAAUCCAGUAACGGUUUGAUUGGUAAAAAUAAUCACCGAUUGCCAAAACUAGCUCGAAAAGUAGCUCAAAACUUAAAAAAAAGCUAUACAAAUCGCCGAUUAGAUACUUUCACUGGAGAAGUCAUUGCACUUUGACUAUUCGAAAAGUCUGGUUUGGUAUUCGAUUUUGAGAUACACACCUUUCUCUUGCCAAAUUAAAGCAACCGAUUACAAGAACCAUAACCGCACACAAUACAGAAAAAAUAGCGUAGACCAUCCAUCAAAUAUUUAAGUCAAAUUUUUUUUUCUGCCAUUGAGAGCUUGUGUGAUAAUAAAAGUUGAAAAAGAAGAAGAAGAAACAAAAAAUUGGUGCAGUUCGAUGGUUCUUGAAAUUAAUUUGAAGAUAUUUGGUUCAUAUAUGAACGGAUGGAUUGUUCCGAAUCGGAAUAAAAGUUUCGUUAAUUUUUUUGGGAGUACGUGUUUUAUUUGGCCAUUUUUGUUACCAUCACCAUCAAAUUCAUUAUUACAACGGUAAAACUAAUUUGAAUUUGAGUGUGAAUUGAGAGCGCGUUCUAUCGGGCAUAUGAUGUGAUUUUUUGCAACAUAAUUCCGCUCUUCCUCAAUGAGAGAGUCAUGAUUUAUCUGUUCCCCAAUGAGAGAGAGAUACAUAAAGAGAGAGAGAGAGAGAGAGGUAGAGAGUCUAAACUUUGUGCUUGUUCUCUUUGCAUCGGUACAAAAAUACGAUCGAAUCGUCCACACGCCAAUCGAUUCAAGAUGUAAUUUUAUAAGAGCAACUCACCAGAACGGUGAAUAGGCGAGUGAACAAGAAAGAGGAACGAGUGUGUGAGUGUGAAAGAGAGACGGGGAAUUCAUUGAGCAUGUUCAAUAGGAUGCGCUUUUGAUUUAAAUUUAAAUCAAUUCAAUUGAAUUUGAUUCUUUAAAGUAUGAGUGAUGAUUUUGCGGCAUGGGCCAAAGCGAGAGCGAAAGCGUGUGUGUGUGUGUGUAUGCUAUUUUCAUCCGAAUAUGUCAGCCACCACAAACAAUGGUCAUGAGCAAGGAGCAAAUAGCAUCAACAACAACAACAUCGACAUCAACUACCAAAGCAAAGCAAAGCAAAGUAAAGCAUUGCCUGAUCGGUGUUAGUGUGCGCGCAAAGCCAAAACAAGCGGCCAGAAUAAGCAAACACCGAGCGCAAAAUAAGUAAAAAUAAAAAGGAAUCCGUUAUAUCCUAUUUUUACUAUUUUUCGACAUUUUAAUGAUUUUUUUUCGGUUGCUGCUGCCUUCAUCAUCUGAAAAACCACUUCUUAUUUUUGUUUCCCUUGCUCUUUCUCUCUGGCGCGCGCGCGCUCUCUCUUUUCAACAAAACGCCGAAGUUACUCUCGGAAAUUUUAUUAUUACCCUACAUCUACCGAUUUCAUUCUCCCAAACGAGAGGCCGAGUGAGAGAGCCGCCGUCGCCGCCGCCGCCGCCGCCGCUGAUUCUCUUUGUGAUCUGUGUUUGUUGUAGGAGACACACCGAAUGAUGCGCGCAUGAAAAUUUAUUUUUGUUAUUAAAAAAAGAAACCGAAACGAAACGGCCCAUGCCACGGUUGGCUCUGUUGCCGUUGUUGUUGUUGUUGCUACACGGUUAUUUUUUUGUUAGUGCGCGCCGCAACCGCUUCAUCUUCAUCAUCAGCAUUUAGUAUGAAUUGAACGCUCAUAUAUUAGUUGAUUCAAUUAUUUUCGGUUGGAUGGUAUCGACCAGCAACAAAACGGAUUCCGAAAGGAAUUUGAAUCAUACAGCAAAAAAAAAACUCUUUGAAAGUCAUCAGAAAAGUGCUUGUCAAACGGAAGCGAAAAAAAAAACAGUUUUUUAAUAAUGGGUAUUGAUGAUCAGGUUUUCGAUCAACGGUCAAUGGGUUUGAUGUUGUCCAGUGCAUGGCCAAACAAUGUGACUGUUUGCCAUUUCGAAGUGGUGUGUUGUGUGAUGUGUGCAGGUGAAUUGCAGUGCACAAAUUGUCCAGGUGAACGGAACUCAUACAAAUAUUGCGGUGGAUGACGGUUAAUUUUUUUUAUCGCGAAUGUGCAGACCCAUGGCCAACAGUGAUAGUCAAACUCGGACUAGUGAUAGUGAGUGAUGAAGUGAUAGCGACGAUCUUAUGAUGUGCGUGUCCUUUUGAUUCAAUUACAUUCGGUUGCCGCGAGUUUUGUUUGUGUGCGUGUGCGUGCGUUCGUUCGUUCAGCUCCAACGUAAUAAGCUCCUAUAAGUUUGUUCCAAUAAACGUGCAUUUUGUGCUUUUUUUUUGACUCAAUUCAAUUGUUUGGCUCCAAUCGAUGACACAAAAGUUCCAUUUUCUUGGAUGGUAAAAAUAAAAACGGUGAACACUUCGACCAAAUCAACAACAACGUCAAUUAAAAUAAAAACCAAUCAAUUGCUAAUGCGCACUUUUCGAUACCAAUUUUUAUUCGAUUUUUUUUUUCUUCUGCGUUUCGUUCUCCGUUCGGGAAUCUAUUCCUUUUUAAAUAUAGUAUCUAUCAGUUGUAUCAAGUCCCGAUGUAAAUGCCAUUAUUGUCAGUUUUAUUUAAAGAUUUGUUUCAACUUUCAACGGUAUUUUUAUUUCAUCUUUCCGAAUCGCAACGGUUAUUUUGGUUUUUGGAUAUUUGCCAAACAUAUCGUGUCACCGUUGUGUUGCUAAUAUCCCCGGCAAUUGUGGUCAACGACGACGACGACGAGUAGCAUCAAUAUUCAGUCACAAAACUGGAAAUCCAAUCGCAAAAUUGGUUAGAAGUUCGGUGAAGUAAAUGAUGGUGCUAAAACAUAGGCGUUGACCUGGUCUGGUUUUUUAAGAGCAACAUUUUCAACAUUGGGACAGCGUUGUUGGAUCAGAAGUAAAGAAAAAAAAAAUUCCGAGCUGAAAAACCCAUACACACACUGUGAGAAUUUUACAGCGGAAAAUGAAUAAAGUAUAGUCAAUUAUUAGACGAGUAAAUUUUGAGCUUCUAACAUUUAAAAAAAAAACAGCGGAAAAUAAUCACCGAAAACCGAACGGGAAAUUAAUUAACGAGUGAACUUAGGCGGAUAUAAACAAGUGAAAUAAAAACAGUGUUGCAAUUAAAUGCCAAACAAAUUCACAGGCAAAUCAACAAUUUAGAGACAAUUCAACCCAAAUUGAAAGGAACUUUUUAGUUAAGGCAUUUUCAAUCGAGGAGAAGAAAAAACUACAAAAUUCGAUAAUUAUUUAGUUAAAUUUGUUGACGUUACAACCAUGGGUAGAAAGAAAAUUCAAAUAUCCCGAAUUACGGAUGAACGGAACCGACAGGUCACCUUCAACAAACGUAAAUUCGGUGUUAUGAAGAAAGCGUACGAAUUGUCCGUGCUAUGCGACUGUGAAAUAGCAUUAAUAAUAUUUUCUAGCAGUAAUAAAUUGUAUCAAUAUGCCAGUACAGAUAUGGAUAAAGUGCUACUGAAGUAUACAGAAUACAAUGAACCGCACGAAAGUCUAACAAACAAAAACAUUAUUGAGAAGGAGCAUAAAAAUGGUGUGAUGUCACCGGAUUCACCGGAACCAGAAGCUGAUUACACGUUGACACCUCGAACUGAGGCCAAAUACAAUAAAAUCGAUGAGGACUUUCAGAUGAUGAUGCAACGAAAUCAGCAGCAACGUGUUGCUAUAUCGGGAGCCAACUAUACACUUCCAGUCACUGUGCCAAUUACCGCCAAUUAUGGUGAAUCGGGCAUGCUACAGGCCAGCCCACAAAUGGCACACACAAACAUCAGCCCAAGACCAUCCAGCUCGGAAACGGAUUCAGUUUAUCAAACAAAUUCGAUGCUUGACAUGUCGAAUGGAUAUCCAAAUUCAGCAUCACCCCUUGGUGGAUCGCCGAGUCCAGGACAAAGCCCAAAUAUGGGCGUACAUCAUAGCAAAUCUUCGCAUCACAUCGGUCAUCGACAGCAUUCUCCCGGUGGGCAAGCGGUGCGCAACUCCAGUCUGAGGGUCGUGAUACCCGGAUCAAUGAACAAUUCUGGAUUGCAGGCCAAUGAUGAGAUUACGUACAAUGAGCAUCGGCAACAAUCAUCCAUAAAUACUCCUGUUGUUGCGUUACAGACGCCAGGCAUUACGGGACUAUCAUAUCCAGCGUUAAGCUCAUUUGGAGCUCAGGAUUUUUCUAUUAAUUCAACCGAUGUUAUGAGCUUAUCGAAUUGGAAUCACCAAAAUAUCAGCAAUUUACAUCAUACAAAUUUGUCUCAUCUGGCUGUAUCAAAUAGUACGCCGCCCCCAAGUACAUCACCAAUAGCAAUCAAAGUAAAAUCGGAACCGGUGUCACCACCGCGGGAUCAUCACUUGGCGCACACUCAAAGCUCAGCUAGUCUAUCGAUAACAACGAUGAAUAAUGCCACAUCAAAUUCGAGCGUAUUAAAUCAUCCGCAACAGCAUCUGAUCAUGAGUUCAAGGCCAAAUUCGACGGGUGGUCAUUUGACACCGACACCAGGUAGGCCUUAUUUCGGAUCUGUGACACCGACGAAUGUAUCAUCACCGAGUGACUUGCAUCGGCACAAUAACAGCGCUCACCUACAAGAUUAUGAUUCGCCGAAUCAGAGCCACAAAAGGCCGCGAAUAUCGGAGGGCUGGUCAACAUCCGAUCAACUAUGACCAACUAUGACAAAAUGCGUGUAAACCGUAGCAAACAAGUGAAGUGAAGAAGAGGAGGAGGAGGAUGAGGAUGAGAAAGAAGAGGAAGUUCCGUGCAAUAUGUUUGCUAGCAACAACAAAGUAAAAACCCAACCAACCAGAUGUGUGAAAAUGCGUAUGUAUUUUCGUCGCAGACAAAAAGUAAAACGAAGAAAAAACCAAAAACCAAUCAACGUUGAUGCAUAAGAAGAAGAAAAGUCACUCUAUUGUUCACUGUUCGUUUGCAACGGUGUUACAUCUCGCUGUCCAAGUUUUUAAGCAUCAAAAACAGCCGUACAACAAAGAGAUCGAGAGAACAAUUCGGGAGUACAGUCAUAGUAGCAGCAGCAGCAGGGUGAAAAAAAUCGUGACAACCGUGUAAAACAAGAUCAUACAUAAAUCAAUUUGAAGCUGAUAAGAAAAAGAGAAAAAAAAAGAAAAACAACAAUUAAAAAAAAAACACACAGAGAGUUUUAUCAUUACCAAAAUUACACAUUUAAAUUAUAAUUAAAAGAAAAGAACGAGAGAAAUGCAACAGCGUAAAAAAAAUGGAAUUACCAAUCGUAUGCGUGAAAAGAUGGAAAAUCUUACUAUUAUUUGUAAUGGUUGUUAAUGUUUUUUUUCUUUUCGCUGAGACCUACGUUUUAAAUGUAAAAAAAAAGAAGAGAAAGAAAGAGAUAGAAAGAAACAAACAAACACUUAUUUUGCUAAGUUAAUUCAUAAGAGAAAUCAGAAAUUCAUUUUGCUGUCAAACAAACAAAACCAAUCGUAAUGGAAAAAAUUCUAUAAAACAUACACUAAGCCACGCCAAACAUCUAAACUCACAUACACACUCUCUCACAACCACACACACACACACACGCUAAAAUCACUUGAUUUUAAAAAGAGAAAAAAUGCUGAAAAAAAUGAUAAAUAUUAUAUAGAUAUUCACACGAAUCCUUCUUAGGCCAUAGCGUGCACUAGAUAAACACACAUACGUAAAUAGAGGAUACAAAAAAAAAACUGAGUCAUGGGAUAGGGUGAAAUGCGAGUCAAGAGAAUACUUGAUGAUGAAAUAAACGAUGGUUCGACAAGAGAGCAACAGACGAUUGACAAAAACCAAAAAAAAAAGAAUAAGAAGAAACGAAGUAAAAACAACCAUACAUCAAUUGAUUUCGAUGCGCACUCGAAAUCACGAUGUAAAUAUUCUACAAAAACGAGCUUAACGUAUGUGAUUUUUCGUCUUAUUCGCAAACACACUGUGAACGGGGGCAAAUACACAAAAAUACACUUAAACAUACACACAAAUCUAUUUUAUUCACUUCAGCCUCGAUCUUGAUGAGAAUAUCCCCGUCUUUCAAUCGAUUUUGUAUUUAUUUCUUUUGUUUUGUUUUCAAAAUCGUUUUCUUUUUUUCCCGAAAAAAAAACAAACAACAAAUUUGGCCGAACAGUUCAAACAGCCACGCGAUACAUUUUCAUUUUCCUUUCUGAAUACGUGAGAGAAAAGUAAAGAACAUCUAAUUUAGCUUAUAAUUAUCAAAGUAAGAAAAAAAAAAUAUUGACACAGAAAAAAAUUGUUAUUGUUUGUGGAAAUUUUGUCACUAUUAUUAUUGAGAAGAAGAAAAAAAAAACUACAAAAAAAUAAUCAUUUUUUUUAUUAGGUAUGAUGGCAGAAAUAAGUCCUUAUGUGUAUACACGUUAAAUGACAAACUAAGAAGAAGAUGAAAAAAAAAUGUAAGAAAUGAAAACACAUUUUAAGAAAAUCUAUGUAUAAAUACGGAAAUGGAUUGACCAAGUCAAGUGGAUUUUUUGUAGUGUAAAACCGAUAGAAGAAAAAGCUGGUUGAGCGAACAUGGUAAAUCCGAAUUACGAAUGGAGAUAAUGCACGCGUGUGGGCCAAAAAAUGUAUUAUUAAAUGCAUGUUAUAGACAAAUAGAGAGACGAUGAAAAGAGAGAACAACCACUAACCAACCAAAACUGAUUAUUUUUUUUUAGUAAAGACAGUAGUUUAGUGAUGCGAUGAUGAGGUACGGUUCCAAUGUUUUUCGAACCAUGUUUGACCAUAUCUCCAUGCGCAUUCAUUUUUUGAGAGCUUAUUGUGGAAAAAAUCGCCUGAAAAUUUCAUUUCUUCUUUUUGUCAGACAAAACGACAAAAGAAAACACUUUUACCUGAACCAGAGAUAUUGUUCGAGGGAUAUGGGAUGGGUCCAUUGAUUUAUUAAAUGUAACCAAGAUUCAAAAAGUGGUGUUGUUUUAUUUUUUUUUAGAGCAAAAUAAAUAAAAAGAGAAAUCAUUGUUUUUUUUUUUGUUUUCGUAGCAUAGUCCACGGUCUUUGUACAACUUAUGAUGUGAAUACCAAAAUGUGUGCGUACACUUCUCAAUCUGUCCAUUCUCUGCUGUCGUUGAGCUCUGCCGCCUCAGCCAGAUUCAACAUACAAUGAAUUUUGAUACCAAAUCACAUUUACCAUUGGUUGAAUUAGAUUCUGGUGUGAGAGACGUACGCGAAAAGAACGUUUUUGCCAGUAGGAUACCGAUUAAGAUUCAAGUUUAAUGAUCUACUGGAAAAUGGUGUAUUUGGCUCUGAUUUGAGCUCAAUUUUAAGUUGAACGAAAUCAUUUCUCUCAAUUUUCUUCGAUCGAAAUUAUUUCUCUCUUUCGAUGAUGAUGCGUGGGGGGAAUGGAUGGAUCAAGCAGAGUGCCAAUCACGUGCAAAUAGUGCCAAUUAAUCGGUUUAAAAGUCGAAAAUCCUAAGUUGACCGAACUGUGUACACAUACCUUUUAGGAAAAUCAAGACGUCUUGUUUUUCUCUCUCACGCAACAUUUUGUACAGAGAAUAUAAAUAAGAGACAAUUUUUAACUUAUAUUUUUCAAAAUGAAAUCGAGUCAUGAAUUGCUUCUGUUUCGAUGGUCGAUAGAGAAAGAGAAAGAGAAAGAGAGAGAAAGAGGAGAGAGAGUGAAUGCAUCAUUUUAGGAGAUUAUUUUCGAGGCAAGAAUGUGGCAGAGAAUUAGGAGGCAAUUGUGUGAAUUGAAUUGAUGAUGGGCGACAAUCUUCAAGCGACGGGAAACAAUUUCAAAGCGAACAAGGGCGGAAAAAUAAGAACAAUAGCCCUGCAUCGGAUAUACGGUGCUAAAAAGCUGAAAAAAUGCUAAAGAGAAGAAAAGGGGAAAGAUAAAAAUUUGUACCAUAAGAUCGCAUUUGGCGGUGUCAAUAAAAUAAAGAUCGUUAAUUCAACCAACUGAUCUUUGGCGAUUCACACAAGGUUAACGCCCCCAGCAACCAAUGCCAACUAACAUCUCAAUAGAUAUGAUAUUUAGAUAAAUAUAUUUAAAAUGUGAGAUAGAUUGAAUGACAGUAAAGAAUACAUGUGAGAAUGCAAGCCGUGCCGUACGUGAAACUAUGUGAAAGCCGUGACGAAAUUGAUAAGCUUUAACAUGAAAAAUAAACCCUAAAGAAGAAGAAAAAAACACUUUACCUAUUGAACUUAUGUGCCACUCUUCCUACGACUAUUUUGUGCUUUUCAACCGAUUAAAAACUCAUUGUAAAUUGAACUAUAUCUCAUUUUUAAGACGUUUUUUUUUUAAAUCGAUUCUUUUUGUUCAAAGUAUUUUUCUAUCGAUUCAAACCAAUGCCUUCGAAAUUUCUCUAUUUUUUCUUCUUUCAAUUUUCCCCUAACUUUUCUCUUAAUCUCAUUCUCUUUCAAUUUGUUUCUUUCGAUUUUCCUUUACUUUUUUGCUUUCAUCCGAUUUUCAGUCGUUUCACGCAAAAUCCAAAUCUUAGCUUCAAUCUACCGAUUGAUCAAUGGUGCCGAGCUGAAAGUUUCAGUUUCAUCGGCCAGAUUUAGUCAUCGGCCGCAGGCUCCUUUGCAUCGGAUUGUUUUUUUUUUUUAAUUUCACUUUCUUCUUGUCAAUCAAUGCUUGAGCAGAUUUUUCUUCAAAUUUGAUUUUUUUUCUUCAUCAAAUUUUUUUUCCAACAUUUUUGUUUCAAAUUUCUCAGUAAUUUUCUCUACGUUUCAAAAUUUCUUCACUAAUUUCAUCAAGUUUUUGUUCAAAUCAAAUAUAUUAAAUUGAUAUAUCAAAUUGUUCUCAUUUUCUUCAAUAUUUUUUCCUAAAGAUUUUCUCAAAAUAAAAAAAGUUCAGUUAAUUUUUCUUCGAUCAAUUUUCUUCUUAUUUUUUUUUUCUUUGUGUAUUUUUCCCGAUCUGUUCUUCAAACGAAGAAAAAAAAAAUCGAUCGGAUUGAGUUGACCUUGGAUCAAGAUCCUUGAUCAUCAUGCGAUCGUUGAUUGAAAGUAGUCCCAGUCUAGCCUGGACCUAAAGUAAGCUGCAGCGAAAGCGUUUUAUUGUUUUAGUUGUUAAGAAAGGGAUAACAUUGUUACCUAGAAAUGUCUGUAAAAAAGGCAGCCAUUGAAGCCGAUAAUUGAGAAGGAGUCUCAUCUCUCCUUCGGGAGAGAUAGAGAGAUGUAGGGAAAAAAAACCGACACACAAACAAACGAUUGUAUCAACUUCCGCCCUUUUAGACAUAAGUAACUUAAUCUUAAGAUUAACGUAAAAAAAAAAUUGAAGGAAAAAAAUACGAUGAAGGGUUACAAAGAGAUGCGUAUAGGAUGGAAUAAAUCCAAUCUGAAUCAUGGGAAAUGAGGAAAAAAGAAACUAACCGAAAUGAAAUUCACAAUUAAAUUAGAUGCACAUACACCAACAUAUUCACACUACGCUGUGUAUACACCUCAGAACUCUCGUAUGUGUGACGAAAAAAAAGAAUACAAAACCAAUAAUUUUCUAAUUUAGACAUGCAUCCCGAAAUCAAUUCCAAUCAAGCCACAACUGGAUUUUUCGAUCGCAUUGUUUAUCGUUUUUGUUUUUCUAUGUGACGGUGUUUUAAUGGCAUACAAAUGAUGGAAACAAACAAACAAACAAAUUAUUGAUGUGAAUAUAUUUACAAACAAAUUAUAUUGUAAACAAAAAACAAAUGUAACAUUUAAACAUGAAAAAAAUGUAUGGAAAACAAAACUUAAAAAAAAAACUCACACGGAUAUUCAUAUGUACCAUGAAACUUGCACUUUGUAAACCAGAUGAAAAAAAAAAAAUGAUAAAAACAAACACAAAAAAAUGAUGAUGAUGAUAAAUAUGAUUAAAUAGCUAGAUGCCAAUAAAUUCAUGAAAGAAUUGUAAGAAAAGAGAGACGUGAACAUAAUUGCAACUUUAUCCAAGUGCACUGAAAUUCGUAUUGAAUAUAUAUAUAUAUAUAUUUAAAAAACAGAGAAAUAACAAAAAAAACGUAGCCUUUACUGAGAGCACGAAUCUAUGAUAUUAAAUUUAUCGUGAGAGGCGAUAACUGAAUAUAUAUAUAUUAUAUACAAGUAUAUAGUUAUGAUGUGGAUUAACAAUCAUGGGUUUUAGAUUUAAAAAAAAACACGUACACACACUCACUCAAUCACUCACUUACACACCUAAACGAGCAGAGGAAAUAUUUGUUCAUAAACUUUUCAAUUGUUAGCAAAGAAGAAUAGGAAAAUAAGAAUAAAUGUUUAUGGUGCAACGGUGCUGUGAAUGACAAUUUAUCCGGUUUUUGUUAAGGUACAAAAAUUGUCGACAGAAACAUUUGAUAUUUUCAAACCACGUUUUCACAUUGAGCAACACACGCAGUUUGUACCUUUUUACAUUUUAUGAUGGAAAUUAGAACUUUUGCACUCAAAUGAGUCUUUGACACUUGCAUGCGAUAGAGUAACCGAAGCCAUGUUCUCAAUGAUUACCAUUUGCUUUCUAUUGCCAAACGAUCAGGUUUUUCUUUUCCUUCACUUUCCGCCAUUUUCUCUAAUUGUUUUGCUUAUAAUACGCGCCAUACAACUCAUACCAAGUGCAAUGUACUUACUUUUAUUAAAAUUCGACUAGAUUUAGGUCGGAUUUUAUGGGCUAGACGCAGUUCUAGAUGGGAACUAAAUGCAAAUUCAGUCAUUGUUUUAUUUCGACAUUUGAAUGCAUUUCUUUUGUUUAUUGAACAUGCAUCAAAUGGAUAUUAAAAAAUAUCUAACGGUAAAGGAUUGCUAAUAUUGUACCGAUUAAUUUGAACCCAUUUUCAAUCGGGUGAUGCAGUUUUACACUGAAAAUAUACAGGAUAUUGAUAAGCAGUGCAUUUUUGGUGUGGAAAGUUAGCAUCUGGACAGAAGUCAGGUGAAUAUAGUCAGAUGAAGGUACCAUCAGGUGAUGUCGACAGGUUACACCGAGUUGGGUUAUAUCAACAGGUCAUACGGUAUGACCUGGUAUAUUGGUAUGACUCAUACCAACGGUUAUAGUAAUCGGUUCCACCUACAGGCCAUUUUAAAGAUUUAUUCCUAGGGUACAUCACUUUGAAGAGAUCAUAUCACCUGAAGAUAUCGAACGGUACAAUAUUACCUGUAUUUACAAAUGCUGAUCAUUGAUCAUACAUACACACAAGGGUGCAAGUAGUUUUCAUAUUGAUUUGGUUCUCAAUGAAUUCGGUUAAGUAUAGCCCAUUUUGAUAGAAUUACGUGUUGAAAUGUAGUUUGUUCCGAUGGAACUACCACAUGAACACACACACAUACACGCCAAAAACGUUUCGUUUUUGUUAGGAUAGCAACAUAAUUUGGAGAUUAUAAUGAACGGUCGCAUGUUGGACCAAUUUGUAAAUAACACGAAAAAAAACACAAUCACAGUCAAAAACAGUUGACGUUUCCGAAAUCGAGAUAUUCUUGUCAUUAUUUGGUUAAUAUUUUCUUUUGCAAUUCGAAUGAAAGAAGUAAAAAAAAAAAAACAAACAUAAACACAGAAGAAUUAGAAUACAAUUCUCUAAAUUCUAAGCAAUCGUCGACAACUCAAACAAAAUCGUCACUUUUUUAAAUCAUCAGAAUGAUUUUUUUCAGAAAGAAAAUUGAAAAAAAUCAUAAGAAAAUUCCUGGAAAGAAAAUCGUGAAAAAAAUUCUGUAGGAAAAUCGUCAGAAAAAGCAAAAAUUCAUAUAAAAAUUGAAAAGAAACAAAAAAUGAAUGGUUUGGAGCGAAAAUGUAAUGCAGAAAAGUUGAGCGGAAAAGAGAUAGCUAUAUAGUAAACUGUAUAGUAAACUAUAGUGAACUAUAUAGCUAUCCCUUUUCAUUUGACAUUUUUCCGCUCAACUUUUCUGUAUUACAUUUUCGCUCCAAACCAUUCAAAUGAUCUUCAAUUCGAAAGACGAACCAAUGUAUACAAUCAGCAAAUGAGACAGAAACGAAGUGCUUUCCCACGCUGAAAGUGCGGAGAAGUUGGAAAACCCAACUAUUCAGUCGGAUUUAGGAAAUUCUUCUUGCAAGCGUAUGCAAUUCGACGAAUUGAUCACAAGAAAAGUUUCGAUUCGUCUUUCCAAACAUUUCGUUUUCGAACCAAUUGAAGUCAUCCAUGAGAAAGAGACGAUUUUAAAUUCUAAUUACCAACGAAAUAUUCAAAAUGAAUGGACACACACACACACACGGUACGCUUAAAGCCAAACCAAUAUUUUUUCUCUUUUCACAAUAUGUUGAUAUUUUCAAGCAACAACAACAAUAAUAACAAACAAAGUGAUUACCUCAGAUCUCUUGUCACUUCUCUAUAUCUUACUCUAGCAAGAAAUCGUUUAGUUUUUGUGGGAGGAGGGGGACAACGACGGCAAUCAGGAAUAAUUAGAACUUAACGAACUAGAAAUGCAGUUCACAAGUUCAGCAAAAAAUGCCAAAAAAAAAAUUGAGCUACUGACAAUGGACGGUGAAAAAAAAAAUUGCGCCACCAUUUUACAACCCUUCGUUUUCCACAGAUGAAAAAGAAAGUAGAAGAACAAUUUCUUCAAUUCAAAACCGAUGUAAAAUGAAAAUAUCUUCAAUUUACAAUCUUUUGACACACACA